AUGGCGGCCAAUAACCUUGAUAGGGGUUAUGUAUCCCGACAGGCUUUGUACGCCUGUGCUACUUGUGCACCAGCAAGUCCAGCAGGAGUGUGUUUGGCUUGCAGUCUUGAAUGCCACGAGGGGCAUGAGCUAUUUGAAUUAUAUACAAAAAGGAAUUUCCGCUGUGAUUGUGGAAACAGUAAAUUUCCAGGAACAGGUUGCAAGUUGUAUUCUGAGAAAGAUGCUGCAAAUUCACAGAACGUUUACAAUCAGAACUUUAAGGGACUUUACUGUACUUGUCAUCGACCAUAUCCUGACCCAGAAGAUGAGAUUGAGGAUGAGAUGAUUCAGUGUGUGAUUUGUGAAGACUGGUAUCACGGAAGACAUUUGGGUGUUGAGACUCUGCCUUCCAGUGAGAGUUACACUGAGGUAGUGUGUGCAGAUUGUAUGAAGAAACACGACUUCCUGUGGGCUUAUUCUGUACAGAGUCUAGAUACAAAGUGUUUGGUGACAGGGGAUACAUCUGCAGAGGUCAAUGUGGAAGAAACUUCUCCAAACAAAAAAGAAAACCUGGCAGAUACUAGCUGUGAUCAGGGAACAAGUAAAAGCACACAAAAUGACAGCCACUGUCUCCUGAAGGAUAUACAGACAAGAGAUGUAACUUUUAAGGACUGCGGAACAUUUUGGCAGGAUGGUUGGAGGAAAAAGCUUUGUAAAUGUGCAGAUUGUGUGGCAAUGUACAAAGAAAAAUCCCUUGGAUUUCUGAUUGACGAAUCAGAUACUGUACAUAAAUAUGAAGAGCGAGGCAGGGACAAGGCUGUUUCCACCUCUCAGUAUGACAAGGGGCUCCAGGCUUUAUCCUCCAUGGACAGGGUACAACAAGUCGAGGUUAUUCAUGGCUUCAAUGACUUGAAGUCAGAGCUAACAGAUUAUUUGAAAAAGUUUGCUGAAAAUGGAAAGGUUGUAAGAGAGGAGGACAUUCGAGAGUUUUUCUCUGGAAUGGAGGCCAGAAAGCGACAAAGGGCCACAGGACCAAUUCCUUACAUGUGCAAAUGAGACUUUACAAGCUUUAUUAUCAAGUCUCAGUAUUUCAUAGACAGACAAAGAAGGUUUUAUUCUGUUUAUAUUUAUGCCCUUUCAAACAAAGAUGCAAAGGCAGAAAAUGUGAAAAAAAAAUUUUACCAGAAAUUUUGAACAGGUAGUGCAAGGGCUUUCUUAUGUUUACUUCUUGUGAUAUGAACUUCUGAUGGGAACCAACAGUUAGGUCCUUUGAGUUUUAUCUCAUUUAAUGCUUUCACCUUGGACACUAUUUUUGAAUGAUUAUCUGUGGCUUUCACAUUUCACACAUAUAUUCCAUGUUAUAAGAGCUCUUUGGUACCAAGUUUCAUCUUUUGACCUUGAUGUUUAACCUCCUUUUGAAAAA
Molecule: messenger RNA, 1402 nt
Organism: Saccostrea cuccullata (small rock oyster)
Lineage: Eukaryota; Metazoa; Mollusca; Bivalvia; Ostreida; Ostreidae
Product: putative E3 ubiquitin-protein ligase UBR7
Exons: 11
Coding region: 1-1035 (344 amino acids)
Cellular component (GO): cytoplasm
Molecular function (GO): zinc ion binding; ubiquitin protein ligase activity
Source: RefSeq, a predicted model, not a curated record